CUUUUUAUUUACAAAUAAAGUUGUGGUGUAGGUCGGCAAAACGUUCAGGGACAUGUUAACAAUUAUAUGAAUAACAAACACGAAUUCUCAAGAAAAUGUCACUCAACACAAAAACUUUAAAAGUUUUCUCUAAACUGAAUGAGAACUGGCAAAAAAUUAAGGUAGUGUUAUAGAACUGCUUUUUUUUUUUUUACAUGAAUGCGAUUUGUUAUAAGUAUAACUAAGUUAGUCAGUCUAAGUCUAAGUGAAAGUCUAAGUCUAAGUAAUUAAGUUUUAUUAAGUCAGUAAAGUUUAAAAGGACUAUAGACUAUACUAUAAGAUAAGUAUUAAGUAUAGUUAUAGUAUAGUAACAGUAAAAACAUGGUAAUGCUAAAAUAGUAAUUAUUAGAUUAAAUAAUCACUCUCUUAGGCCUAUUUUAUUUACUUAAUAAUAAAUUAAAAGUUAAAUUGGCCUUCACAUGGGAAGAUGACCAAGGCAAGGCUAUAUUUAACUGAGUACGCAGGUGGCUUGCCAGUCCUAGUCCUAUUUGUGCCUAGAAAGCUUUCCUGAACGUAGGAUAGGACACACCUUGUUUUGGGACUUAGUUGGAUUUUAGUCAAUUCUGCUUUUCAUUACUGUGAACUUUCUUUGGGUGUGAGCGAUUGUGCUCCACCAGUGAGUCUGUAUCGCCAGCUUGUACAAUCCAUGGUUCAUAGCGUUUCCCACAAAUCAAGGUCAAUGUCCAUUGAUUUGAGUGAAGCUUUUAGACAGUCCUUGAAUAAAAGCUUUUUUUUCUGCCCACCAGCUGAGUGUUUCUCACUGGAGAGUUCACUGGACAUUAGUUGUUUGGAAAAUCUUCUGUCUGGCAUCACAUGAUGCAGAAGUGAUUAAUGUACACACAAAUAAUUUAUCAAAAUAAUAUUUUUGGGUCACAAAAUAGCCUGUGUUUAAUAUCGCAAACCAAUGUCAUAACUCAUACUUGUGUCGUUUUAGACAUUGAAAAUUAAUUCCAUCUGUCCAUCACAAUGCGACAGAAUUAUUAGUUUGAUGGCAUUUGUCCAUCACAAUGUAAUCACAAGGCCAGGAAUUUUUUCUUUAGGACAAUAAGCUGGUUUCCUAGAAUAACAAAUAAUCUCUUUCCACCCAAGGGGAUAUCAUGUAUGGAUAAAACAGUGUGCUGGUAUUUUCAUUGUGUCAACGGCACUCCAUCUCCAGAUUUGAAUCCAAUCCAGUUUUCCUUCUCUUAGAUGAGUUUCCAUCCAAGGUUGACGAGUCCCAUCCAGCAGGGGUGCCUGUGAUGUUUUUUUUUCUUGUCUAGGCCUUUGUUAAGAUUGAACUCUGGUCCACAAGCUUGGGAUUGAUAGGUUUGGAUUUCUAAAAAUAAGUUUCAGAUCACACACGGUACCUUCAAAUAUAUGAAGAAUAAGAGUAUUUUUCAGCUUUGCAUCAGAUUUAAAUCACAAACAGAAAUUCCAAAAAGACAAGUUCCAAGAGAGAAGCCAGCUGUCAGAAAGCAAAGUUCAAGUGGAUACCCACUACUGGUAACAGAUUGAAUCAUUGUUGUAAAAAAAAUUCAUUAAUAGUUUACGAUUUAACUGCAAAUUGUUUAUUGGCACCGUUUAUUUAUGUAUUUUGAAUUUUUUUAAUUUUAUACAAUUUUUCAGAGAUUAAUGGUUAGUAAUUUUAUUGACAUAAUAUAAUAAAAUGGGAUACUAAAAUUAUUUUUUCAGAUGGUCCCCCUCGCUGCAUUUGGACUAGGUACUUGGCAGAUACAAAGAAGGGAAUGGAAGCUGAAUCUCAUUAAGGAACUUGAAGAAAAAAUGCAGGCACCUACUAUUUCCUUACCACAGAAGUAGGUUACAUUGGUGACAGAACAAAUUAUGAAAGUAAACUGGAAAAAAUAUUUGGGUGUUUUUAUAUAUAAACCAUUUUUUUAAUAUUUUCAAGCUAAAGAGUUUUUUUUAUGUAGUUAUAAAAAAUAUAUACUUUUAUAAGUCAAACUGAUUUAUCGAAACAAAAUUCAAUUUUCUUUGAAACCUCAUAAUUAAUUUUGUAUGCUAAGACUUUUUCCUUGAGGAGGAGAUCAAUAUUCUUUUGCUGUUAAAAAUAUUUCUGGAUAUUUCAAACAUUUCAUGGAAUUUCUUAUUAAAUCUGAAAAGAAUAUUGAGUCUUGAAUUUAACUUGCAUGUAUAAAUUACUUUGUACAUUUUGCAAUCCGAAUUUAGGUAACAUAAAGAAGGCAGGAUUUCCACUAGUUUCAUUAUUUUCAGUAUUGAGGACUUAAAGGAUUUGGAAUACAGAAAAGUGAAAGUGCGAGGGACGUUUGACCAUUCUAGAGAGGUGUUCAUUGGCCCCAGGUCAAAUCUUCAUGCUCCAGAUACAAUGGGAGGAAAAAAUAAGUCUUCCACUAUUGGUGUUCACGUGGUGACUCCUUUCAAAUUGUCAGAUAGGGAGUAAGUUCUUUAAACAGCAUGUCUCAAUGUGUGGUCUGCGGACCGUUAUGUUGUGGUAAACACAACAUUAAUAUUUAUGGUCAAAUGAAAUAUAAAAUGAAAAUAAUUAAUAAAUCUGAUACUGUUCCCUAGUGCAAUUUCAAAUAUUUUUCUCCUUGGGCCAAACUUUCAACUUUGGGAAACACUGACUUAAAUAUAUUUUUGAAUUUAUUAGCAUUAUUGAGACCUUUAAGAAAAGAAAAUAGCUCUUUUUUUUUUUGUAAUUUAGUCUAUUACCGGUAGUUGAUUUUUAAAAUUUAAUACAUUUUGAAGUGUUCUUGUGAGACCCAAUACAGUCAUUGUGCAGUGGUCUAUUUAAAUUAAUGUAAAAUAUUUUAUUUAAUUUUAAGAUUUUUGUCAACAAGAAAAAAAAUUUAAAAUAUAGUUUCUGACUUAACUUGAAUUACAUAAGAUGACCCAUUCCAGUUUUUUUUAAAUUCUAAUACUAAUACUCUGUAUCUUUUUAAUAAUGAAAUAACAGUGAAACAAUCCUUGUCAACCGAGGUCAUGUUCCGUUCGCAAAUAGACCCCAAGAAAUGCGCUCAGAAGGGCAGGUAAGUCAAUUUAAACUCUGUCUAACAUAAAAAAUUUAAUUUCUACUAUUAGUUAUUGCAGCUCUUAGGAUCUCCUGUACCUGGGGAGUAUAAAACACCACUGUGAUUGUUGUAUGCCCCUGGAUACCUUUUUAUCCAUGCUACAGCCCAGGCGUGCACAACAUAUGGCCCGCCUUACAUUUUGAGUUGUGCAGGCCUGCUAUAGCCAAUCUUCAAGUUUCGCUGGAAAUAGUCCACAAGAGGCAAAGUUUGUUUUUUUCCACAAAUCUUGAAGUCACACACUUGUGGAUACCCACUACUGGUAACAGAUGCUCUUGGGGGGAAGAAAGUGUCCACUGUCCAAUAAGUAUCCUCCAAUACUUUAAUGAUGUUCUAAUCACAUGACAUAGUCAUGUCCCCCUUGCCUGCAAACUAAAGUUGACGUACCCUUUUCUAUAAACCUGAUGUUCAGGAAUAUUUUGAAUUCAGAAAGAUGCCAUUGAAGUUUUCCCCUGUCUGUACGUUUUUGGUGUGAUUCUUAAGCCAACUGUUUAUUUUUAUGUGACCAACCAUAAGUAGUAAAUUAAUAUCCUCUGCAGUAAGAAACUGUUCCUUAUAUUAUGGUGAUUGUGAUCCAUCUUCUUAUAGCUUUGCACUGUUGAUUAUAUUUUUUGGAAGCACGUUCUUAUCUUCAUCAUUCUUAUGAACAUUAUUGUGAAACCACAUAUCCCUGUAUUAUUUUAAUUCUCUGGACUUUUUAUUAAUUUUUCUCUCACUAGUAUUCCUACUUGAGACUCAGACUUUGUUGUCGAAUCUUUAGUAGGUGCAUAUGUAUUUGGAUUUAAUAGGCCUAAUGUCCUUUUCUUUUUACAAUAUUAGUUGGGUUUAAAUUUAAAUCUGCAAGCAGGCAUAACACUGCUAAUUCAUUUUGGAUGGUUUUUUUUAGAUUUUUCUCAGAAGAACCGUAUAUCUUAUUUAGUUAGUAAUAAACCUUUUUUUAUUUUAGAUCAUUUGUUUCUUAUUUAUUCCCACAGAUUGAAGGAGAGGUGGAGAUCACGGGUGUCAUCAGAUUAAAUGAUAAGGUCAGUUUUUCACUCAUUAUGCUAAACAUCUAUUGGAUCUGUCACUUGUGAUGAUUUACAUGAACUUUUUUGUGAUACUUUCUUAUACACGCAAUAUAAUAAAACUAGUUAUCCAUUUAUUUCACAAGAAAUCUUUUAUGGAUAGUGAUCCGUUAAAAGAUGGUUUCUGGUUGACAAGAAAUAUAGAUGAGAUGGCUGAUAUAGUUGGGACAAGCAAAAUAUUUAUUGAUGCUGAUUUCAGUAAGUCUUCAAAUCUCUCUGUGAAUAAGUCUUUUCUCUAAAGAAAGCAUUUAAAUUUAAUUUUGGAAUUAAUUUCUUGUUAAUGCUAUUAAAUAUCCUAGUUAAUGAUAUUAAAAUCAACGACAGUUAGUGAUCUGAUAUUAAUAUUUAAACUGUGUCUGCAGGCUCUACAGUGCCGGGUGGUCCAACUGGUGGCCAGACAAAAGUUACCCUCCGCAAUGAGCAUUUGACAUAUAUCAUAACAUGGUCAGUUUAUUUCAAAUACGCAACCUAUUGAUUUAAGCUAAAUAACUGUUUGAUGGAUUUUUUUAUAACUUUCAAAUGCAGUGAAGACAUCACAUUAUUGCCCUUUCCCAUUCUUUCCUUAAAUUUAAAAUAGUUGUAAAUGAUUUUUAAGACCAAAUAUUAACCUAUGGAUUAUUUCAUUCAUGAUGGUCUAAAUCCCCCAAUCCAAAUUUUUUAAGAAUUUUAAUUGUGUUGUCUUCACAUGAAGCUGAUUGUUGAUACCUUUUUAUCAUCAUCAGGUAUUCACUAGCUGCAUUAACACUUUUUAUGUGGGUCAAGGUUUACAGACGACCCACAGUUCACAAGAGGUUACUUGAAGCACUGAAACAAGAGCAUGGGAAACUGUAGCAUGUUUAAGAGGUGUAUUCUUGUGGUGGUGUGAUAGGAACAAGGGAGUCCUAUAACUCUUCAGUGGGUUAAUAUAGCUCUUCAAUGGGUUAAUAUGCAUUACAUUUUUCUUUGCAUAACUGUGCAAGUCAAAAUUGGCUGACUUAUUGGUUUUAAUUCAUAUUAGGAAAUGUUAAUGUCCCUCAGUUGAUAAAGUACAUUUAUCUUUAUAAUGAACAGGCUUUCUCUCAGAUUUCAGUCUGUUUCUGCACCAAAGACACAAAAUACUUCAAAAACGCCAGUUUAAUCAUCACUAAGGUGCAUUGAGAUAGUGAAAAAAUGUUGUGUUAGUUUUUAACCCAUAUAUGUCAAAACUGGUGAUUACUAUUCAGAUGUGUGUAUCAAAAAUUACAGCCACAUCUUAUUAAAUAUGAUAUUAAGAAAACAAAGAA
Messenger RNA from Lymnaea stagnalis (great pond snail), 5391 nucleotides. NCBI's taxonomy places the organism in Eukaryota, Metazoa, Mollusca, Gastropoda, Lymnaeidae. The record is from the annotation of a GenBank genome assembly.